Ruditapes philippinarum (Manila clam) is the source of this 1527-nucleotide messenger RNA. RefSeq lists its product as uncharacterized. The record is from RefSeq and is a predicted model, not a curated record. NCBI's taxonomy places the organism in Eukaryota, Metazoa, Mollusca, Bivalvia, Venerida, Veneridae. The transcript has 2 exons. Gene Ontology annotation, molecular function: GTP binding. The coding region runs from base 331 to 1263 and encodes 310 amino acids.
UUUAAAAAAUAUUUAAACUACAAUAAUUAUAAUUAUUCAAGUAAGAUUACAAAUCUUGGUUGACAUGACCUUUAAUACAGAGGGACACAAUUAUUCAAUACACAAUAUCAACAAAUCCAAAUAUAACGUCCGAGUUUACAUAAUCCAAAUAUUUAUAAAUGUAUUUAAUGUACAUAUGUAUAUACCAUGCUGGCUUGACACGGGGCGAAUUAUGUACAGAUCAAUAAGCAUGUAAAUACACACAUUGAAAAUUACAACGCCUGCACAUAGAGAAGUAACAAACCGAAACUUUAAAUAUAAAAAGCGGAUAAUCUUUUAAACUUUAAAAAGAUGAUAACCCAAACAGAAUAUCUCAGCGAAAGACGGAUAACUUUGGUCGGUAAGACUGGGAAUGGGAAAAGUUCGACAGGAAAUACUUUACUUUGCAAAGAUGCUUUUGUCCAGAAAUCGAGUUCAAAUGCUGUGACGGAAAAUUGUUCAAUGAAAAGUAGUCCGAAUGCCUCAUAUACAAUACGUUACAAGGUAGUAGAUACACCAGGCCUUUUUGACAACGAUAAAACUCUUAGUAAAAGAGCACUUGACAUAUUGUAUUCCGCCGAGCUUUGCAAAAAUCCACAUGCUUUUUUGAUUGUAUUUAGUGCCAAAAACCGUAUGACCACAGAUGAAAAGUUUACUAUAGAUAUGUUGAGGGUCAUCUUUGGAGAAAAAAUUUUUGAACAUGCUAUUGUCGUUUUCACCCAUGGGGAUGUAUUUAAGACAGACGGUGAUUUGAAGAGAUUUUGGUCUGAAAACAACGAGUUUGCUAAGCUGGUAAAGCUUUGUGGAAACCGUGUUGUAAGUGUAGAGAAUACGCACGACUAUUAUAGCCCAAAUAUAGGAAGACAAAAUAUUAUAGAUAUGGUUGAAAAAAUGUCUGAGUCUGGAAAGAGAGUCUACGACUACCAGCAUUUGGCCACUCAUAAAGCAGUUAUAACAGAUCAUGCUAAAAACUAUCAUGGAGAAGGCACUGUUCACGAUGAGCUAUCAGACAUUGUUCAAAGGUUAGCGGAUCAGUUAGACGACACAAUAUGGACAAAAGUUUUGGUUGGAGGUGUGUUGCUAGGUGGGGGAGCUAUGAGCCUUGGAUAUAUAGCUGGUGCUGCUGGGGCGGAAGCCGUUGUGGCGACAGGACUUGGAUCGGUUAUUUUUGAAAACGCUGUUGCUGUUGGAACUACUGUUGUCUCGACAGCUUGGAGUGUUGCUACAAAAUUUAGGUUCUGGUGAGACUUUUGUCAGGAAGCAGAAAGCAGAAUUGACUUUAAAAUUCGAAAUGGAAUUGAAUGUGACACAAAAGUUGAGUUUGUAGGUCCCUGAAAACAGUACAAUUCAGUUCAUUUAUAUUUUUGCGGACUUAGUUCAGGGACAUUGACUCUUUGCUCCUGUUUACACAUGCAUGGAAUAUGUUCGUUUUAAGUCGAUAUGUUUUGUAUCAGGCUGACAAAUGUAGCAUAUUCAUGAGAAACAAAUAAAUUUCAAGUCGAAUUUUCA